This is a messenger RNA of Erigeron canadensis, 1192 nucleotides long. RefSeq names its product probable xyloglucan endotransglucosylase/hydrolase protein 30. Gene Ontology annotation, biological process: glucan metabolic process. The record is from RefSeq and is a predicted model, not a curated record. Gene Ontology annotation, molecular function: hydrolase activity, hydrolyzing O-glycosyl compounds; xyloglucan:xyloglucosyl transferase activity. Bases 1 to 1110 code for a protein of 369 amino acids. The transcript has 5 exons. Gene Ontology annotation, cellular component: apoplast; cell wall. Lineage: Eukaryota; Viridiplantae; Streptophyta; Magnoliopsida; Asterales; Asteraceae.
AUGGAUCAUCGUUGUACAUGUUUUUGUCGAAAAUUUUCUCGUCCAUCACUGAAAAAAAGAAGAAAAACGUUAUCGUCCUUGUCGUGGUCAUCACCCGUCCAUCACCUCCUUCUGUUUACGUUAUGUGUUAACCAUAUAUUAAAUGGUAGUAUUAUUCCUAUAAAUAGCGCGAUGGCUUUUGAUCUAAACACCAUAACGUUCGAUCAAGGCUAUGUUCCUUUGUUUAGCGACUUCAAUAUUGAUCGAUCUGAGGACGAUAUGAAUGUCCGUCUCCUCCUCACUCGUCAAUCUGGUUCUGGUAUUAUAUCGACGGAUUAUUACAAUUAUGGAUUCUUCAGUGCGAAAAUUAAAUUACCGAUGAAGUACACAGCGGGAAUCGUCGUAGCCUUUUAUGCAUCUAAUGUAGAUAUGUACCCAAAAACUCAUGACGAAUUAGACUUGGAGUUUCUAGGUAAUGUAAAGGGGAAGCCAUGGAGGUUUCAGACAAAUAUAUACGGCAAUGGUAGCACAAUGCGUGGCCGGGAAGAGAGAUACCGGUUGUGGUUUGAUCCAAGUAAGGAGUUUCACCGCUACAGCAUUCUUUGGACACGGAACAAGAUCAUAUUUUACGUGGACGAAAUCCCAAUAAGGGAGGUUUUGCGUGACGAAAAUAUGGGAGGUGACUACCCAUCAAAGCCCAUGUCAUCAUAUGCAACUGUAUGGGACGCCUCCUCAUGGGCCACAGGUGGUGGCCAACACAAAGUAGACUACCGGUUUGAACCCUUUACCUCCGAGUUCCAAGACCUUGUACUCCAGGGUUGCCGUGUUGACCCCACCGAUGCAACAUCAACCAACUGUCUUGACGCCAUUGAUGAACUGGAAUCCUCUGAAUAUGCUACUAUUACACCAAGACAACGACAAGCUAAUAAGUGGUUCAGGGAAAAGUACAUGUAUUAUAGUUACUGUUAUGACCGGCUAAGGUACCCUUCUCCACUGCCAGAGUGCUUAUUAGUAUCUUCAGAACAAGAGUUAUUUAAGAGUAACGGGAGGCUAAAGAACCCUCAGCGAUUUCAUCAAAGUCGGCGUCCCAAACGAGUCUCACAGCAGUCCAAUGAAACAGCCAUUUAUUAACUCAGGUAAAUCUAGAACCUCAACAACAGCAUUCAAACCUAUUUGCUUUUGCACGACUCAUGAUAGAUACGCUAUACAUGGA